This is a messenger RNA of Amblyraja radiata (thorny skate), 371 nucleotides long. RefSeq names its product coagulation factor VII-like. NCBI's taxonomy places the organism in Eukaryota, Metazoa, Chordata, Chondrichthyes, Rajiformes, Rajidae. Gene Ontology annotation, cellular component: extracellular region. The record is from RefSeq and is a predicted model, not a curated record. The transcript has 3 exons. Gene Ontology annotation, molecular function: calcium ion binding. The coding region runs from base 25 to 330 and encodes 101 amino acids.
CAGAAACAUAGCGCUUGCGAUUUCAUGAAGAAUCUUCCGAGAGAGAAAUCUUUAUUCGGGAGUCUGGAACGAGAGUGCUCAGAAGAAAUUUGCACGUACGGAGAAGUCCAAGAGAUUUAUAAAGACGAAAGCAAAACAGAGUGUUUCUGGAACGACUACAUCCACGGACGUAAUUCGCAUGUGGCUUCUCUUCUGCGGUCCGGAGGGGAAAUCCUCAGAGAUCAAGGCAAGAUCAACGCGCUUCAAAGGGAGCUCAGAGAAAGGAAGAAAAAACUGCUGGACUUGGAGGACGAGUUUAAUCUCAAAGUUAAACAGUUGUUUUCACAGUAAAGGAUGAGGGAAGUGCCAUCAGUAACGGGCAUGCAGAGGUU